Cylindrotheca closterium is the source of this 759-nucleotide messenger RNA. Lineage: Eukaryota; Bacillariophyta; Bacillariophyceae; Bacillariales; Bacillariaceae. The record is from the annotation of a GenBank genome assembly.
AUGGGCAACAAAAGAUAUCGUCAAGACGCAAACAAGGCUGCACAAUCCAAGAGCCAAACCAUGCGGCGAAAGUCGAGCCUAGGAUCCACCGCAAGUGACCCGAAGGAACAGCAUAAUGCAAUUCUGCCUGAACUUGUUGGAGAAAAGCUUCGCCAGAUGAAUGACUCGUCUCACCAUAGUUGCACUGAUAGCGGCAGCAGAAGCCAGCGUCGCUCAUUGUCUAGAAAGAUUAGUCAAAGAUCUUCCAGUCGGAGCUCCAAAGUCUCCAUAUCUGUCAGAGAUGAAUUGGAAGACAAAAUGGAUAGAAUGCAAGCUUCAGAUUUACCAUCAGCAUCAUCAUUGAAAAAAAAAUACGGAUCCCGGGGAAAUCAUGCCACACCCCAAAGAUCUUCAUCAAACACUUCAAAAGGAAACAGAAGCAGCCGAUCUGUUCGUCAACGCAGUUUUCACUCGUCCUGCUCAAGUUCUGAUAGGCAUCGAAGACGCAAUAGUCGGAAUGAUAACAGAGAUGGCAAAGGCUCAACAGCAGUAGUAGACAAUGGGUCAAUAGUGAUCAAUAUGGACUCCUCUGAGAUAUCCAUCGAUGAAACCACUCCUGGUGCAUAUCGCGUUGGUAGCAUGGGUCGUAUCAAUGCGUUGUCCCCAAACACACAUUAUGAGCAAAGCGAUGGCAGCCAUUCCGACGAAGAAAGGGAUCUACAGACCCGAAUACCUCCUAGAUCGAGCAGAAGCCGAGGAAGCCAAUCGAAUGCUAUCGAG